Chionomys nivalis (European snow vole) is the source of this 1876-nucleotide messenger RNA. RefSeq names its product nuclear autoantigen Sp-100-like. Bases 47 to 1876 code for a protein of 609 amino acids. NCBI's taxonomy places the organism in Eukaryota, Metazoa, Chordata, Mammalia, Rodentia, Cricetidae. The transcript is spliced from 16 exons. The record is from RefSeq and is a predicted model, not a curated record. Gene Ontology annotation, biological process: regulation of transcription by RNA polymerase II. Gene Ontology annotation, molecular function: DNA binding; DNA-binding transcription factor activity, RNA polymerase II-specific. Gene Ontology annotation, cellular component: nucleus.
CUCGAGCAGGAGUUGGGAGACAGAAGGUAGCAGCUUCAGCAACAGGAUGUCCACAGCACGCGAAAACACAGAAUCUAUUUUCCGGCUCUUCAGAAUACUUAAAUUGGACAUUUCAGGUGCAAUAAAAGGUUUAUUUCCUUUCUUAGAGGUCCUCCGUGACUACAGUGUUAUCAGCGAUAGGCAGUAUGACGAUUUUCAAGAAUCCCAUAGAAACCUGAUCCCUUUACGAAAAGUGGUCUACAGAGUCUUGGAAGAAUUGGAAAAGAAACAUGACCUGAAGGCUCUAAGGUUAUUGUUCUGUAAGCAAAAUAUGGAGGCAUACCCUGAUUUGGAAUGCAUUUUUGAAAGAUUUAAAAAUGUCUUACCACAGAACCAAUUGUGGUCCGAAGAAAUCGAUAGAAGGUAUCCGAACUCACAGCUCAGUGUUGAACAAGGACCUGAUGUCAGCUGUUCUCAAGAAAGCCUGACCUGGUCACCCUCAGGUCCCUCCUCAUCUGAUGAAGACCUCUAUGAAAUAGUAGACGUGAAAGAAGAUACCACCGGCGAUGACAUUGAUGGACUGCAAAGGCCCCAAGCAGCCAGACCGCCAGGCCCAGGUUCUGAGCCGGAGGAGUCCUGUGAACUAAAAGUCCAACUGAGUGACAGAGAUGCAGGCCUGGAGCCUCACAUCCCACUGCCCUGCAGCAACGAAAGAGCAGAGCUACCCAGCCAUGGAAUCAAAAUUUACCCUUGUUCGGUCAAUACGGUAAAUAUAAAGCAAGAAAAUUCUUCAGAUUUCUUGAGUGGUGAACAACAGACCCACACAAGGACCAGCCACAAUCAGGCCUCUGAGGUAAUAGACCUUACCAGAGAUAAUUCUGAUGAUGAAAACAUCUUCUCAGAGGAAUCCACCUCAGUCACCUGCCAGUCAAGUAAGGAAACCCAGAGAGCAAGACAGGCUGUGGGCAUCUGCUCUCAAGAGCCUGAAAAUUCCAUAAAUCCUCCUACAUCCAUAAACAUACAUAGGAGAAGAGACCCAGUCCCAAACACACUGAACCUGAUAGAAGAGAAAGUGGGAAAUACUCUACAACACAUGGGCACAGGAGACCACUUCCUACGUAUAACCCCAGCAGCACAGACAUUAAGGGCAACAUUGAAUAAACGGGACCUCCUGAAACUGAGAAGCUUCUGUAAAGCAGAGGACACUGUCACUAAGACAAAAAGGCAACCCACUGACUGGGAGAAGAUCUUCACCAACCCUGCAACUGACAAAGAUAUGUCUGAUACUGACAGCUCAAGCACCAGGAAAAGACAAAGAAGGACAAGUCCGAGAGAUCCCAGUCAAAACAAUGUGGAUUUUAACUAUCCUGAGCUUCCGGUGACCUGUGGUAGUGCUAAGGGGACUCUGUAUAAAAAGAAAUUUGAGCAAGGCACCCGUGAGAAGAGUAUAUGGAGUGAAACUGGAGAGUGGCUUACUCUCAGGGAGUUUGAAAUCAGGGGAGACCAUGAAAAAUCCAAGAACUGGAAGAAAAGCAUACAGUGCUAUGGACGGACCCUGGGAUACUUGAUAGAGGAAGGAUCUCUACCAAACCCACUAAGGACAAAGGAAAAGGUAAUUAUUCCAAGAUCUCCUUCCAUGAUGUCUGAGGCUAUUAUCACACCAUGCAGAGUGACCUUGGAUAUUUAUUUAGUGGGUUAUGGAGGGGAAAAAGAAAGGAGGAAGGGGAGAAGAGAGAAGAACAGAGAGGCAGAGAGAGAGAGAGAGACAGGGGGAAAGGGGAGAAGUGGGGAGAAGGGAGCAAGGCAAAAACUGCCUCUUCAGGAGAGAGAAGGAAAGGAAGGAACUCAGGCUGGAAGCAGAAAGAAGAUCUGCUUUCCUCAGUGGACAAGGAAGUAG